Pogona vitticeps (central bearded dragon) is the source of this 1408-nucleotide messenger RNA. The record is from RefSeq and is a predicted model, not a curated record. NCBI's taxonomy places the organism in Eukaryota, Metazoa, Chordata, Lepidosauria, Squamata, Agamidae.
GGGCAAUAUGGGCCUGAACUUCCAGGGUUCCAAAGGAGAAAAGGGUGAGCAGGGCCUCCAAGGGCCUCCGGGGCCACCAGGGCAGAUUGGCGAACAGAAGAGACCCGAAGAUGUCGAAUUUCAGAAAGGAGAUCAGGGUGUUCCAGGUGACCGAGGCCCCCCAGGUCCCCCUGGACUACCAGGUCCUCCUGGCCCUCCUGGUGGUGGAAAAGGUGAAAAAGGUGAGCAAGGAGAACCAGGCAAAAGAGGGAAACCCGGCAAAGAUGGAGAAUCUGGACAGCCCGGCUUGACUGGUUUACCUGGUGAUCAGGGUCCUCCUGGCUUUCCGGGAAGAGAUGGAGAAAAGGGUCAAAAAGGGGAACCUGGUCUGAUCGGUCCUCCUGGACGUGUAAUUCCAAGACCUGAUACUGGAGCUGUUGUUGGACCAAAAGGUAGCAAAGGUCUGCCAGGAUAUCCUGGAGAAAAGGGCGAGCGUGGUUAUCCAGGCCUGCAAGGCCCACCUGGAGCACCUGGCCUUCCAGGAAUCCCUAGCACAGGCCCUGCGGGGGCUCCGGGUUUACCUGGAGAGAGAGGACAGAAGGGAGAGUCAGGGCCCCCGGGCCUCGCCAUACCAGGGCAGCCUGGAGUUGAUGGACGGCCGGGACCCCCUGGUCCUCCGGGACCUCCCGGCCCACCAGGGACAACGGUUCCGCCUGUUGACCGGCUCUGUGAGCGAGGACUUCCCGGGGUUCCAGGUCUCCCGGGAGAGCAAGGAUUUAUGGGUGAAAGAGGCCAGAAAGGAGACAAGGGAGAUACCUGCUUCAACUGCAUAGGAAGUGGUAUUCCUGGACCUCCUGGUGAGCCAGGAACGCCAGGGUUUCCUGGAAGCCCAGGUUCUCCUGGUAUACCUGGGCCGAAGGGAGACAAAGGUUUUCCUGGUUUGGUUGGUCUUGUUGGGCCACAAGGUCUUCCUGGCCCUCCAGGUAUCCCUGGCCUUCCAGGUCCGAAAGGGGAUCCGGGGGAUGUCCUUGCUUUCCCUGGAAUGAAAGGUGAAAAGGGAGAUCCUGGCUUCCCAGGCGCUCCAGGGCUACCUGGAUUAGAUGGUACACCUGGAAAAGAUGGGCUGCCAGGCCUUCCCGGGCUGAAAGGAGAGCCGGGGGUCAUCUCUUUCAAGGGUGAGAGGGGGCCUCCUGGCGAUGCAGGGCUUCCUGGACUUACCGGUGAUCGAGGGCCCCCGGGGCCCCCUGGGUUUGGCCCACAAGGUCCACCAGGAGAGAAGGGCAUUCAGGGUGUUUCAGGACGCCCUGGACCCCCGGGGGUCCCAGGACCCAAGGGAGAACCAGGCCAAACUAUUACAGAGGCUGGGCCACCGGGAAACCCCGGCGCUCCAGGCAGAGAUGGCGAAGUCGGCCGAAAACUCAUAAAAUGA